CCCGCCCUCUCCGCGGCGCUGCGCGACAUCCGCGCGCAGUACGAGAAGCUGGCGGCGCGCAACAUGCAAAACGCCGAGGAGUGGUUCCGCAGCCGCUUCACGGUGCUCAGCGAGAGCGCCGCCAAGAACACCGACGCCGUGCGCGCCGCCAAGGACGAGGUGUCCGAGAGCCGCCGCCUCCUCAAGGCCAAGACGCUGGAGAUCGAGGCCACCCGCGGCAUGAACGAGGCGCUGGAGAAGCAGCUGCAGGAGCCUCGACCGCCGCCGGGGUGGGGGUGCCUGGCAGCAUCGCCCGGAAAGCUAGCACUGCUUCACCCUUCAUGCCCGUCUCAUAAAAAUGCGAGAUGGGAUGGGCGAAUUUCCUUGCAAGGCGUUGUUGCUAGACAUGGGAGAAUUUUAUGCGCUCAAUGUUGUUGCUUCCAACAGGAUACAAUCAACAAAUUGGAGAACGAGUUAAGAACCACGAAGAGUGAAAUGGCUCGGUACUUAAAGGAAUACCAAGAUCUACUUAAUGUGAAAAUGGCCCUGGACAUUGAAAUUGCAGCAUAUAGGAAGUUACUGGAAGGUGAAGAAACCCGACUCAGCUUCACUAGUGUUGGAAGCAUCACCAGUGGCUACACCCAGACUGCCCCCACUUUUGGCAGGUCUGCCUACAGUGGUCUCCAGACCAGCUCCUAUUUGAUGACAACCCGUACCUUCCCCACAUACUACUCCAGUCAUGUCCAGGAAGAACAGAUUGAAAUAGAGGAAACAAUUGAGGCUGCUAAAGUGGGAGAAGCCAAGGCAGCUGCCCCUACAGAAGAAGGUGAGGAGGAGGAGAAAGGGGAAGGUGAGGAAGAAGCAGGAGGUGAAGAGGCUGAAGAAGAGGAGGAAGGUGCCAAGGAAGAAUCAGAAGAAGCCAAAGAGGGUGAAGAAGAGGAAGGAGGAGAAGGGGAAGAAACAGCAGCUGAAGAAGGAGAGGAGUCCCAAGAAACUGCUGAGGAAACUGCUGAGGAGGAGAAGGAAGAGAAGGAAGAGAAACAACCAGCAGGAAAGGAAGAGAGUGAAGUGAAGAAGAAAGCUUGAUUUAGACAGUCCAGCUUCCUCAUCAGAUCAAUAGAGUAACCAAUAAUUGACUGAGCUAAAAUUGCAGUCUCACAUAUUUAAUUCAGUGACCACUGAGGUUUAGUUAAUGAUCUAUGAUGUUUCUCUCCAUGCAGAGUAUCAGUAUGCUUGCAGAGUGCCCACUGGCUUGCUUCCUGAAUGCUGCAUGGUCUACACGUAUGAAUUCAGGAGUUAUGUCCUGCUUGGGUGAUUCAGAA
This is a messenger RNA of Struthio camelus australis, 1301 nucleotides long. The record is from RefSeq and is a predicted model, not a curated record. Lineage: Eukaryota; Metazoa; Chordata; Aves; Struthioniformes; Struthionidae.